AUGGCCCAAAUCAAUUGUGUUGACAACUCGACGCAAAUCGGGCCGGCAAAAUUAGGCCUAACCGUCGCCGACUUCUAUGCAUCCUCCACAGAAGCCAAAUCGUGCGUGGAUCUCGCAUCCUAUAUCAGACCAGAUGAUGCAGGAUCCAUUCUCCCCUGGCCAUAUACGCUCGCCUGGUUCCUUAUCCACUUCCCUAUCACACUGAUCAGAGUCCAUCGUUGGGAGAGGGUACAGGCUCUUUCCUUGAUCCUGGCUAGUAUCACCAUAUGGUUCCAGUUGCAAGCAUACACCAGCAGUACUGAUCCGCACUCUGUGCUUGUCUGGAUGCCAGUACUCGUUGUCCUUGACAUCGGCGCUAUGAUGCAACUAGCCUUCUUGAUUAUCGAGGAAAACCGUUUCCGUCCCCUCCUGAAAGCACUCCCACGAGUCUUCGAUCGUCAAGGAAGCACGCCUACGACGAAUCAAUCACGAAUGGUAGAAGUUCGAGCACCCACAGCUGUGACAGAAACCAAGCAAGCUACGGCACAUAAUAUUGAGACGACAGCCCCAACUCUGUACAAUACAGAAAGCAGAGAUGACUCUCCGGGCCUCGUAGCACAAGCUUGGAUCGCCCUACUAGCAGCGGUACUCGGAAUUCUCCUGCUUGUACUCCAACUUUUUGGCUUUGCAAAAGCUGUUAUAGGAUCCCGUGACAAGAAUGUCACAGCAGAUUGGUGUUCUACGCUGUUCACCAGAGGCCUUGCAGUUGCAUCAGGCUGCGAGGUAUACGAAGUGAAAGCGUCCUAUAGUCAAGGUAUCGGCUGCAUCACACUCAAAGGCUAUGAACAGUACACAUGGCUAAGGGCCUCUAUCAUCAUCAUUUGUCUCUCACUCACCUUCCAAGUAUUUGACCUCAUUAUAUUACUCCUGGUUCGGGGCACAGCACGGUGGAGGGGUGCAAAGAUGAAGAGACCUUGGUUCACCAUGUUCUCUGGAAACAUUAUCCUCCUGGUACUGAUUAUCGUCGGCGUCUUCCAGUGCCAGCGCCUACCGAAGGAUAUUGACCAGAAUGUCACGGUAUUUGAGCAUAUAGAAGGCCUCAACCAGAUUUUUGCUUGUAUUGCGCAUCUGACACCAUAUGGGGUUCGUGGGGCUGUCAUAGGUUGGACAGAUGGGUUUUUGGAGAGCUGGGGAGAUACAUACUCCCCAAAGUAA
This is a messenger RNA of Fusarium odoratissimum NRRL 54006, 1194 nucleotides long. RefSeq lists its product as uncharacterized. The coding region runs from base 1 to 1194 and encodes 397 amino acids. The transcript has 2 exons. Lineage: Eukaryota; Fungi; Ascomycota; Sordariomycetes; Hypocreales; Nectriaceae. The record is from RefSeq and is a predicted model, not a curated record.